GGGCUCUGCAAAAAGGUCGGACAAUUUGUAACGCUAUGAAGCACUGGCUGCUUUCAAACACACACGGAUUGGUUUUCUUUCUUUUUUUAUCGUCUCAGUCUUAUUGAUUAUUCGUUCAUGUGAAAAGACUGAUAACCUGAUAAUAGAACUAGCAAUACCGGAUGUCCCCACGUUACCAUACUGUGAUUUAACCAAUCCAGGUCUUGUAGAGAUCAUACAAUGAUACAAAGGAAACGAAACAAGGAAACACGCGAGUGUAUUAAGGAAGCGUCCGUGAUUUUAGUCGCUUACAGUCACAUGUUUAUCUUGUAUAGAUCAUAUGACUAUCGCGUUCAAAAAUGACAGCUGGAUCCAGCCAGCAGAAUGCAGCAGUGGUCUUAUUAAUCAUUCAUUUAUAUUUAUAUGGGGGUUAUCAACUGACUGAGUUACAGAUAUGCCACUUCUGCAACGGAACAGUGCAGAAUAGCACCGCGCUGGGCCAGUUCUGUUCCGCAUCUGCGGGCUUGAUUGACGGAUGCUGCUGCCUGCUGCGAAAAGAAAACACCAGCAAUGCUGACUACGUCAUCGGGUUGGACCUAUCAAAUUGUUCUCUAAGUCAUGUCGAGGACCUUCAAGAGGCAUCAACAGCUGCAAUGAUAGAUAUCUCACUGAACCCCAUAGUUCAACUGAACAAUUCACUGUUUCAAGGCUUCAUCCAGCUGGAUAACCUGAUUCUGCCUGUCAACCUGGCCUGUCCAGGAGGCAAUGCAUCAUGGAAUAAAGUGGAGGUCAAAGGGGAGACACGUCACUGUGAAGGACAGAAGGACAUCUGCAACCAGACUGGACAUCUGUCGUUGAAUUGCCCUGAGAACUCCCUCUGUGCAGCGUACGGGCCGGGCUUCUUUGAGUGUAGCUGUGUGGACGACUUCCAUGGAUACAAGUGUCUUCGAGAGGGGAAGUUCCCUAUAAUCCAGGUGUUCGGGAUUCUAGGGGCCUCUACAGUCCUGGUCUCCAUCCUGCUAUGGGUCACCCAGAGACGCAAGGUCAAAUCUGUCUGAGGUUCUACCCACUCCUCUGGUCUGAGGCCUGGCCCUGGGACUCUAUGGUUGGGAAACACUUGUUUUCCCAGUGAUUCUGACAUGAAGAGACAAGGGGGAAAAUAUGUGAACAUUUUAAAACUGACUUUAGCGUGGACAGUCAAGUGUAUUCUAAUGGAGACGGUUGUAUCAUUGCUCUGGACCUUUAUAAUUUUAAUCAUCUSUUUUGAUGGGGUUGUUAAAAUCUUUGUUUUUAUCGCCACAGAUGUUGCAAUUGUCGUAGCCUUCAAAAAAAAAACGUGCAGCCAUUUGUCUAGAUCAACAUGAAAUCUAAGAGAUUGUGAUGCAAGACAAUACAUGACCAUCACUUUAUUAUGGCCUACAGUAUAUGUGCCAAAUCAUGUUUAUAAAAAGCUUACUAAGAUGCUUGGGGCCAGUUUCCCGGACAUAGACUAAGCCUCGUACAGCACCAAAACAUCUAUUUCAAUAGAGAUUCUCCGUCGAGCAUGUUUUUAGUCCAGAACUACGGUUAAUCUGUGUCUGGGAAACCGGCCCUAGUAUAACGUUGCAUUAGCCCCCCCCCCCCCUCAUUUUUGGGAAAACUGAUAUAUCAAGAUAUCGGUUGAUUAUAUACAUUAUAGGGAGACAAACACAUUGUUUG
Salvelinus sp. IW2-2015 is the source of this 1677-nucleotide messenger RNA. It is a transcript of the gene atraid, whose product is annotated as all-trans retinoic acid-induced differentiation factor. Gene Ontology annotation, cellular component: intracellular membrane-bounded organelle. The record is from RefSeq and is a predicted model, not a curated record. NCBI's taxonomy places the organism in Eukaryota, Metazoa, Chordata, Actinopteri, Salmoniformes, Salmonidae. Gene Ontology annotation, biological process: positive regulation of osteoblast differentiation.